AGCUUCAACCCCAAAGCCGCCUUCACUUCACCUUCCCCGCCGCCGCUUGCGCCGCCUGCCCCCGACUAGCCGUGACGCCGUCUGACCGUCUCCCCGACAAUUCUCCAAGCUCCAGCACGCAGCAGUCCAGCCCCCAGCCCCCCGAUCGGUUACCGGAUUCCGUCUCUCCUCUUCCCAUAGCGAUUCUUCUCUCCCGCUGCGCUCACAGACAGCACCAGCGGCGGCUGCGGCGGCGGCGAUGAGUAUCUCAGGCGAGGUCCCCGGCGAAGGCUCCGACGGCGAGGAGGUCUUCAUCAACGAGGAGGACAUCAUCCAGGAGAUACCCAUCGACGAAGAAGAUCUCCCCGACCAAGACGACGAUGACGAGGAAGAAGACGACGACGGGAUGGAUGGGGUCGAUGAUUCAGCAUAUGCAUUUCAUGGGCAUACAGAUGAGGUCUUUGCUGCUGCAUGUAGUCCUAUAGAUGCGUCGCUUGUUGUUUCUGGAGGUAAAGAUGACAAAGGGUUCCUGUGGAGAAUUGGAUCAGAUGUGGAUGUUCAGGAGCUGACUGGACAUGAAGAUACUGUCUGCACCGUAGCUUUCAGCUCAGAUGGGAAAUUGGUGGCUUGUGGUAGUAUGGAUGGACAGAUUAAUGUAUGGAAUACAGCUACACAAACUCUUCAGGGAACCCUUGAGGGUUCCUCCGGAUCAGGCUUUGAGUGGCUUAAAUGGCAUCCACGCGGUCACUUGAUAAUUGCAGGAUCAGAAGACUGUAAUGUAUGGAUGUGGAAUGCUGACCAUAAUGCUUUUCUGAAUACAUUUGCUGGCCAUAGUAGCACAGUGACUUGUGGCGAUUUUACUCCUGAUGGUAAGGUUAUCUGUAGUGGAUCAGAUGAUGCAUCAUUGAGGAUAUGGGACCCCAAAAGUGCACAAAGCAGACAUGUUGUUCGAGGUCAUGGUUAUCAUACUCAAGGGUUGACAUGUUUAGCUAUUACUUCGGACUCCCAAUCAAUUGUUAGUGGCUCAAUGGAUAGUUCCGUGCACAUUGUGAAUAUAAACACAGGCCAGGUUGUCGGUUCAUUAGUUGGCCACACGAACUCUGUCGAAUGCAUUGGCAUCUCAUCUAGGUACAACUGGGUGGCUACAGGAAGCAUCGAUAAAACUCUCAUCAUCUGGGACCUUGCUCAUCAAUCAAUUCGGUCCACUUGUGAGCAUGAUGAGGGUGUGACAUGCCUGGCAUGGUUGGGUUCGUCAAGGUAUGUAGCGUCAGGAUGCAUCGACGGCGUGGUGCGCAUCUGGGAUAGCCUGUCUGGGGAGUUGGCCCGCACGUUCAGCGGGCACAGGGAUGUCGUGCAGUCACUGACUGUCUCUGCGGACGGCAACUCCAUCGUCUCGGCCUCUUCGGACAGGACUGCCCGUGUCUUUGACAUUUCCAUGUUCAAGUAGGCAAAAGGGUAUAAGCAAUAGCAUGGUUUGGUCUGCCAGCCAAGAGUGUGGUUUCCUCGGCUUGUAUGGUCACGGAUUAUGGGGAUUUCUGAACUUUGCACUUGUUCUUUUUACAUGUAGUCAGUGGUGCAAGUUGUACAAGCUCUCCUAAGUUAAGGGACUUGAUAUUUAUGUUUGAAAUGACUUGGACAUUGUGCUCCAUUCCAUGCAUGUUAA
Messenger RNA from Brachypodium distachyon (stiff brome), 1642 nucleotides. RefSeq names its product angio-associated migratory cell protein. The transcript has 12 exons. NCBI's taxonomy places the organism in Eukaryota, Viridiplantae, Streptophyta, Magnoliopsida, Poales, Poaceae. The record is from RefSeq and is a predicted model, not a curated record. Gene Ontology annotation, molecular function: protein binding. The coding region runs from base 239 to 1426 and encodes 395 amino acids.